Messenger RNA from Rhodotorula toruloides NP11, 1488 nucleotides. RefSeq names its product zinc finger, HIT-type protein. The transcript is spliced from 2 exons. The record is from RefSeq and is a predicted model, not a curated record. NCBI's taxonomy places the organism in Eukaryota, Fungi, Basidiomycota, Microbotryomycetes, Sporidiobolales, Sporidiobolaceae. Gene Ontology annotation, biological process: box C/D snoRNP assembly; snoRNA localization; maturation of LSU-rRNA from tricistronic rRNA transcript (SSU-rRNA, 5.8S rRNA, LSU-rRNA). Gene Ontology annotation, cellular component: pre-snoRNP complex; nucleus. Bases 1 to 1488 code for a protein of 495 amino acids.
AUGGACAACCAGGCUGGGACAUCGCGACUCGGCAUCUGCCAGUCCUGCAACGCCCACUCAGCACGCUACAAGUGCCCGCGGUGCUCGUUCGCAUCCUGCUCGCUCGCCUGCUCGUCCGCACACAAACUCGCCAGCCAAUGCGACGGGAUCGCUCCGCCCGUGUGGAGUCGACCGAUCCAGGCGAACGAGAUGACAUGGGGAUCGCUCAUGCGCGACCAGUCCUACAUCGCGGGCGUCGGAAGGGCAGUCGAGGAUGUCGGGAGGCAGUUGGUCGCGGACAAGGUCAUCCCGCACGGGCGUGUGGGCGGCAUGAGAGGAGAGGAGACGGUCAGGCUUGACGAGCGAAGCGAGAAGGAGGACAAAAUGGUGCGCGAGGCGAGGAGCGACGGCGUCGAACUUGUCCUCUUGCCCAAGGGAAUGAGCAAACGCUUGCGAAACGGCACGCGGUGGGAUCCAAAAAAUAACCGCCUCGAAUGGACCGUCGAAGUCGCAUUCCACCCUCGCCCUUCAUCCGACCCGUCCGCUCCCCCUCAACCUCCAACAGUCGUCAUGACUGUCCCUCAGCCCACGACUAGUUCCAUGCACGACGUCCUCACCGCCGCGCUAGCUUCGAAGGACAAGAAGGGGAAAGGGAAGGCGGUUGAUCCGGAGGAUGAGGCGUGGGUUGCGGCGGAGAGGGCGUGGGUCGCGUCGUUCGGGCUCGCACCAGCCAGGGCAGCGACAGGGGCGGAAGGUGUUGUCGUAUCAGAGGAACGAGCAGGAGGAGACGAGACGGGCGAGGCUGGCGGAUCUCUCGACCCUCCAGCACCUGUGGCGGGCGCUGCGCAAAUCGACCAUGCAGUUCCCACGACUAUCUCUACAACACCAAAAACCGACUCCUUCGUCCUCGUGCUCGCCUUUUACGCCCGCCCUUCUAUCGAUGCGCGACCGUCUCUCGCCGCUGCCGAAGAAGACGCAGAAGAAGACGACGACGACGAGCAGGCCGCCGACGAGUCCGCCGCCUCUUCCUCACCCACCUUCACCCCUCCCUCUCGCCCACCAGCACGGCAAGUCUACCUCCUCAGUCCCACACCCGCCCUAACCCUCCGCGAAGCCCUCGCCGGCUCGACGAUUCUCGAAACUCCCUCUUUCGAAGUCUGGCCUCGCUUGUCGUUCGAACAGCAAGUAAGGGAAGGGAGGGUGGAGGUGGUGCAGAAACCGAGUAAGGAGGCGGUUGUGCAGCGGUUGGAGAGGAGUUGGGAGGGCGGACGCGGACGUGGGAGAGGGAGAGGACGGGGACGUGGGAUGGGCGGGUCAAGGGAAGGUCACGGCGAUACUCGUGAGAGUGGUGGGAGGACGCAGGACAGCGGAUGGGGGAAACGGGCGGGACCAGCAGCGGAAGAAGCGGGUGCGGGAGGAGGACCGCGCGAGGAGAAGCGUGUGCGGCUGGAUCCGUCGACUGUCGCGGGUCUGCCUGCUCGUCCCGUAGACGGCGGCGGAGCCCUGUAG